This is a messenger RNA of Ictidomys tridecemlineatus (thirteen-lined ground squirrel), 2412 nucleotides long. NCBI's taxonomy places the organism in Eukaryota, Metazoa, Chordata, Mammalia, Rodentia, Sciuridae. The record is from RefSeq and is a predicted model, not a curated record.
CGUCUUUUCCCACCCUCCCCUGCAGAGAAAAGAAGUGCUGGGAAUGCCAUCCGGAGCUCCCUGAAGUCCGAAGAACAGAAGAUCAAAGACGCCAGGAGAGGUCCCCUGGCACCUUUUCCAAACCAAAAAUCUGAAGCAGCAGAACCUCCAAAAACUCCAACCUCGACUUGUGAUUCUACCAAUGCAGCCAUUGCCAAGCAGGCCCUGAAAAAGCCCCUCAAGGGAAAACAGACCCCUCGGAAAAAAGCUCAAGGAAAAACGCAACAGAAUCGCAAACUCACGGACUUCUACCCUGUCCGGAGGAGCUCCAGGAAGAGCAAGGCCGAGCUGCAGUCUGAAGAAAGGAAGAGAAUAGAUGAGCUGAUUGAAAGUGGGAAGGAAGAAGGCAUGAAGAUUGACCUCAUUGAUGGCAAAGGCAGGGGCGUGAUCGCCACCAAGCAGUUCUCCCGGGGCGACUUUGUGGUGGAGUACCACGGCGACCUUAUCGAGAUCACUGACGCCAAGAAGCGAGAGGCUCUGUAUGCACAAGACCCCUCUACGGGCUGCUACAUGUAUUAUUUUCAGUAUCUGAGCAAAACCUACUGCGUGGACGCCACCAGAGAGACAAACCGCCUGGGAAGGCUGAUCAAUCACAGCAAGUGCGGGAACUGCCAGACGAAGCUGCACGACAUCGAUGGCGUGCCUCACCUCAUCCUCAUUGCCUCCCGCGACAUCGCGGCUGGGGAGGAGCUGCUGUACGACUACGGGGACCGCAGCAGGGCCUCCAUCGAGGCCUACCCGUGGCUGAAGCAUUGACGCCAUCGGCCUCCUCACCCGCCUCCCUUCUUCAAAGGACAAAGUGCCCUCAAAGGGAAAUGAUUUUUUUUUACACACUUAAUCUUAGCGGAGUACUUCAGAUCUUUUUAAAAAGUAUAUUAAGAUGCCUUUUCACUGUAGUAUUUAAAUAUCUGUUACAGGUUUCCAAGGUGGACUUGAACAGAUGGCCUUAUAUUACCAAAACUUUUAUAUUCUAGUUGUUUUUGUACCUUUUUUGCAUACAAGUUGAACGUUUGUGCUUCCCGUGCAUGCAGUCAAAGACUCGGCACAGGUUUUAGAGGAAAGAGUCAAACAUGAACUAGGAAGCUGGGGGGUCUCCUGCCUCCAGGUGAAGAGCCGGGCCUGCCCGCACACCCCGACGUCCCAGGAUGGGUGGGUGUGAGGGCGCCGCUGCCUCCCAGGCCUGGGCGGGAUGUCUCCAAGCUCUUGUCUCCUCACGUCUCGACAGGUGCACCUUGAAGUAUAUGAAAUAUUUUUUAAAGGGUUUCGCAGUAAGCUAGUCUUCCCCUCUGCUUUCUUGAAAGCUUACUGGCCUGGGGCCGGGGAGUGCUGCCGGGCCUAGACUUUCUCUUCCACGGGCUGCCGCUUUUCCGGGCACCUUGAAGCAUCAGGGUGGGUAGUCACCCUAGAGGCAGGCAGGGACAGCUCCCUGCACCUGCCAGGGCAGGGCUUCCUGAAACUGGGUUAAUUCUUUAUAGAAAUGUGAACACUGAGUUUAUUUUAAAAAAAUAAUAGUAAAAAUUUAAAAAAAAAAGUCAAAAAAAAGAAAAAAGGAAAAAAACCCACAGAGAACAACUUACAUGUAUAUAGGUCUUGAAGUGAGUGAAGUGGUUGCGAUUUCUUUUAUUUUGGGGUUUUUUGUUUUUGUAGAAGAGAUUUGAGAUGGUACUCUAUUCUAAUCAAAAAUAAAGUUUUGUAGCGGGACCAGAAAUUAUUUCCCCGAUCCCCUCACCCACCUGCCCAGUUCUGCUGGGUUGAAAGUUCCAGAUCUGCUGUGAGGCCUUCUGUUGUCAGACCACCUGGUGUCCUUCCUGUGAAGCGCAGCCAUAACCUGAAUUGUGAGCCUAGAGCUCAGGAUCCCGCCCAGCUGUCUCCACCAGCCUCAAAGAAAGGCAUCUGGUGCACAUGGAGCGGGCAGGGCCCUUAGCCAGGGAGCAAGGACAAGGCUCAGUUCUCAGCUUGAAUGUGAUACCAGGAGGAGUAGCUGGCUUCCUCUUCCCUCCCCAGGGGUCUGAUUCUCACUCACUGUCCACCUUCUGUCCAUGGGGCUGGGGCUCCUGUCCACCCUGGUCCCAGGUAAAUGUGAAUGGAGACAGGUGUGAGAACCUGUCCUCAUCCUUACCCCAUCCUGGGCCUCAUGACGGUGCUACCUAAGAGAGUCUUCCCCCCAUCCCCACUAGCCUGGUCAGUGGUCAGCAAAUUGGAGGAGGAUCCGGCAGGAGUCUUUAAAUGUGAGAUAAAAUGUCUUGGUUGUACCUGUUUGUGGUUUAGCUUUGUAUUUAAGCAAACAAACAAAAAAAGGAAAUAAACUUGAAAAUUAUUUGUCAUCAUAAAAAUGAAACAAAAAUUAAAAUAUUUAUUGCCAGGCAAGGCCAA